Molecule: messenger RNA, 1632 nt
Organism: Rhodotorula toruloides NP11
Lineage: Eukaryota; Fungi; Basidiomycota; Microbotryomycetes; Sporidiobolales; Sporidiobolaceae
Product: ariadne-1
Exons: 8
Coding region: 1-1632 (543 amino acids)
Biological process (GO): ubiquitin-dependent protein catabolic process; positive regulation of proteasomal ubiquitin-dependent protein catabolic process; protein polyubiquitination
Cellular component (GO): cytoplasm; ubiquitin ligase complex
Molecular function (GO): ubiquitin conjugating enzyme binding; zinc ion binding; ubiquitin protein ligase activity
Source: RefSeq, a predicted model, not a curated record
AUGUCGGACGCAGAGCUCGAUUACUCGUCAGAGUACGAGGACUACCAGGACGAUGUCGAGUUUGACGACGACAUGGCCGACCUCACGUCGGAAGCAGGCUCCGUCUCCGACUCUGGCUUCUCCCCCUUCGGCACCUCCACUCCCGCAUCCGCCUCUGCAGGCGGCCAAGGCAUUCUUUCGUCCGCGUCGUCGUCUGCGGCAAAGGGCAAAGGGAGGGCGUCGAUCGGCGGCGAGGAUUUGUACGGUCAGGUCGAGUACAAGGUGUUGAGCCUCAAGCAGCUCGAGGAGGAGCAGCGUCGUGCGAUCGAGUAUGUCGAGGACAUGCUCAAGCUCAAGCCCGAAUCCGCCGCAACGCUCCUUCGCUACUUCAACUGGAAGAAGGAGAAGCUGAUCGAGGCGUACAUGGAGGACGCCGAGGUGACGCUCGAGAAGGCGGGCAUCCGAGAAGGCGGCGCGCAACCUCGGCUGAAGCGCGUCCGGGGGUUUGUCUGCGACGUCUGCUACGACAACGAGACGAAGGAGACGCUGGCGUUGACGUGCGACCAUCGCUUCUGCAAGGCCUGUUACUGCCACUACCUGACGAGCAAGAUCAUCGACGAAGGCGAGAGCCGAAGAAUCGAGUGCAUGGGCAAGGACUGCCAUGUCAUUGUCGACGAGAAGACGGUCGAACUGCUCGUCCCGCCAGACAUCCUUGACCGCUACCGGCUCCUCCUCAACCGCACCUACGUCGACGACAACCCUCGAAUGCGCUGGUGUCCCGCCCCGAACUGCGAGUUCGCCGUCUCGUGCGCCGUCGCCCCUCGCUCGCUCGACGUCACGAUCCCGACGGUCCAAUGCGCAUGCGGCCACAUCUUCUGCUUCGGCUGCCAGCUCGACGGCGACCACCGCCCGUGCUGCUGCCCGAUCGUCAAACGGUGGAUGAAGAAGUGCAAGGAUGACUCGGAGACGAGCAACUGGAUCUCGGCUAACACGAAGGAGUGCACCAAGUGCCAUUCGACGAUCGAGAAGAACGGAGGCUGCAACCACAUGACGUGCAAGAAGUGCAAGUGGGAGUUCUGCUGGGUCUGCAUGGGCCCCUGGUCCGAGCACGGCACGUCGUGGUACAACUGCUCGCGAUACGAGGAGAAGGCCGACAACUACAAGGACGCGCAGAGCAAGAGUCGCGCGGCGCUUGAGCGGUACCUUCACUACUACAACCGCUUCUCGAACCACGAGCAGUCGAUUCGCCUCGAAGCCGAUCUCUACGUGCGCACCGAGAAGAAGAUGGAGGAGCUGCAGGAGCAGUCGACGCUCUCGUGGAUCGAGGUCCAGUUCCUCGCCAAGGCCGUCGAGACGCUCGGCAAGGUCCGCACCGUCCUCAAGUGGACGUACGCCAUGGCGUUCUACCUCGAGAAGAAUAACUUUACCCAGAUGUUCGAGGACAACCAGAACGACCUCGAGCAAGCGGUCGAGUCCCUCUCUGAACUCCUCGAACGCCCUCUCGAGGAGGACAAGAUUGCCGAGCUCCGCCAGCAGACGACCGACAAGACCGUCUACGUCGCCAAGCGCUGCAAGGUCCUCCUCGACGACACGCUCAGGGGUUACGAGGAGGAGCCGCCUCGGUGGAUCUGGCAGGAGCCGAUCAAGUUCUGA